CAUGCCAAGUUCACUUGAGCAUGCCAAAAACAAAGCUUGUCCCACGUGAUAGCCGUAUCCGAAUGUUUUAUCUGUUAUCUUUUAGUCACUGCCGAGUGUUAUUGUUUCUGAGCUAACAAAUUUAAGAUUCUCUCACGUCGACGGUCGACCGUUCCGGCCCGAGACCCGAACAAUAGGCUGUAAUCAACAAUUUUUUUUACAUUACUCAAUAUUAUCUAGUAGUCCAUAACGUACGGUGUUUGACAAACUUAGAACUGAUUCGGGUGUUUACAUCAUUAGCCCGAACGAGAAGCAAACAAACGCGGGGCAGAUGGUGUGUGCAGCGAGUGUUUUUUUUUCAACUGCGGAUCUUCAUUUUCUUCUUGAUUACUCUGUUAAUUACACGUUUAGGCAGGAGUGAGAAAAUGUAAACUGUUCUGUGUAUCUCAUUCGCACCGGAGCAACUGGCGUACGAACGGCGGCUGCUGUAUGCCUCUGGCGAUGCCAGUCGGUGUAAGAUGCCCUCCACUCCAUCAGUCAGUCAGUCAGCAAUAGUAACUUCGAAACUGCAGCAGUAACCAAAGUAAGUUUAUUUUCAACACUGAAAAGUUUGUGUCAGGUUUGUUGAUUAGAGUUGGUUUUACGGCCAGUGCUUAUUUACUUAUACUCCAAUACCAAGUUACAAGCGAGAAAGUAGUCCCAGAGUGGUAUGCCAACAACAGUACGAAGAAUAAUAGUGCAUUGAGUGAGAGUUCUGAAAAUUAACACAAGUAGCUAUAUAAAGCAGUGAUAAUUAGCCAAAUUUUGCGACGAAAUCAACAAUAUGUAGUAGUCGACAGUCUGUGAUAGCUCUUUGAGCGGCUUCAAGUAGGCCGAGCGCACGGGGGAGCUCGAGCUGUCAGUUUCGCUGUCGGUUUUCGUGUUCGUACAUCUUCUUUUGAUAUGGCGCGUUUACUGGAAGAAGCGUGAACUGUUUAGUUAUUAUUUUGAUACGAGGAAGUGUACAUUGCUGAUGGUCAACAGACAAGGUAUUCCCGAUAGAAAUUGUGACAUAAAAUGAGGUAGAUUGACAUCAUGAACAGCGGCAAAGUGCUCAUAGAUUUGGCUGAGUUCAGCGAAAAGCUGCAACAAUACCGUCAGAUACUAGAGCGUCUGAGGGAUGAGCAAGAAUCCUACAGUAGGAUACGGGAACGGUUAAGCAAACUCAGCCAAAGACGUUGUUCGGAGAUUAAAAAACCAACGGUUACAUCCUGCAUGUGUAACGCCGGAAUAAAAAUCGAGGAUAGCAACAGCUUCGCAACAUGUCGUGGUUGCGAGAGACUUGUCUGCCGGAACGAGGAAAAACGUUGCUGCGAAUGGAUAUCGGCGAUUGGAAUCUGGGAAUGCAGCGGCUGCCGAUCGAGUAGGGUUAUUCAACAGAAGGCGGGUGAAUGGCUGCUGAAUCAACUUACCCGUCGAUUGCAGAAUCCCGGACCGAUAAAUCUCACCAAUGAAAAGCUUCUCGGUCUGUGUGCAGCUGAUUCAGAUGACGGUCAAAGUUCCACAUCCUCGAUUUCGUCAAACCAAAAAGUCAAGGUGCGGGAGUUCAUCGAAGAAUUACUGUCUACGAUGUUAAACGGCCCGCUGGACGACGUUUCUGUUGGGCAGCUAAUGAAAAAUGAAAGCUAUGUACGGGUGUUCCACCGGUAUCACUCACAGUUAAGCAGGUGCCUUUCUAAUCUCGAGCUCUCGAUUCAUCAGUCACUGUCCGAUCUGCCAAUAUGCGAAAACCAAAAGUAUCCCGACAGCCCCAGCGAUCAGCACUUCCAGCUGCGGAAGCUGCUGCAGCGCAUCCUGGACGAGGUUGCCAAGCUGCCGGAACUGUUGAACCAAAGCGGACAUCCACUGCGGCCGGAAGAACACUUGCCGUACUUUAGUCCCAAGAAGUACGAACAACUGCUGGCGACGGCCGUGCUGAACAAGGUGGUAGAGGACUAUCGCAAUCCGAAAAACUUUGAGCACGAGCAAAAGAAACCGGAAGCGAAAGAGGCGGAUCCAGCUGCAGCCGCCGGAACCACCUUCGACAUCAACCAUAACAAGGUGCCUGGAAAAAGUCUGCUAAACAAAGACAAUCUCAGGCAGAUGUCAUUGAAUACCAACGCAAAGGAAGCCCACUCUAGCAGCUCACUGUCGGAAUCGGAUGAAUCCUACCUAAGUGAUUACAUUCAGAAGCACACCGUUCCGUUGCCCGAUUUAUCGGAUACAACCGGAUCCGGCCCGGAGGACGAUCUAAUAUCGCUGAAAUCGAACGCCACCGACGGUACCUGGGAGGAAAAUUGGUUGUUCAAGAAGCGUAAACUAAAAACGACGGAAUCCGCCAUAGCAAUGCUCGUGCCAUCGCCGACCGAAGAAGUGAAAGCCCUGAUCGGCGACAAAAAUGCCGACGAGGUGAGCGAUCUGUCCGAGGCCGGUUCCGAUCUGGAGGAUUACGAUUCCGAAAGCAACAGCAAAGAUUUGAACUUGUCGUCGAAAAGUUCGGCACCAAACACAGCAGGAACUACUAAUACUACUACUACUACCAAUGAGGACGCCGUGCAGGACAGUCUAGUCUCGAUCAAUUCGAUCCCGUCCUGCGAGCCGAUUCUCUCGGAGGCUAAAAACAGUCUGCUGUUAUCGGAACAAGCUCAAGAACAACUAGCAGCGGACAGUAGCUUUGUGCACGAUCUAAUAAGUAUGGAACCGUUCGUCGGGCACACGGAAACGGCCAAUUCACGGCUGUUAGGUGAGGCCGAGUUUGUGAAUAAUAACAACAACAAUGUUAUGGAAGCAGCGAAAGUCGAAACGGAUGACGUAAAACUGCUGCAGGAACGUAUUCAGAAUGCCCCGAAACAGUGUGAUAGUGAGGGGAACGUCCUUUAUCCAGUUGGAGUUGCUCGAACAAUCACCAGCGGUGACCACACCGAAACCGCUGAAUGCGACCGAAAAGAAAUCCCAAUAGAUCGAGCACCAGCCCCUGAGCUAAACAAUGGACACGAUUCCAACAGCCACGAACCCAUCGACGACGGUCGCAACGAUGAAGGUUUAAUACCCGGGUCAAUUGCAGAGCGAGAACAUCUAAAAUGGCAAAACGCUUCACCGAUUGCCAACAAUCCGUACUCACCGGACAUCCUGCAGAAGAGGCUGUCCGAUUCACAUCAACGUUCUAGCUUCGCCGACUUCGAUCGACUGGCAGGCAAAGAUCUUUCAGCUGUCACUUUAGACAGCCAACCUGCUGCUGAUGCUGCACUUGAAAUCGAAGAGUCCGAAGAGAGCAAAGCAAGCUGUGCGGAAACAAAUCGCUCGUUGCAAUCCGUGGUUGGUGGCAAUCCAACUCCAUACACUAGGUACGGUCGAGAUUACUACAUAAACGAUGCCAAACGUGCCUCCGGAUCGCGCAAACAUUCGACGAAUGUGCCACCGCCUCCGGCGCAGGCGCCAGCGCCAACUCACAGCACCGACGAUGAGAAAUCUCUUUUCCUCUCGCAAACACAGGAUCAACGAGUAAGUGACCGAAUUGCAUCCGGGUCUGGUGUGACUUCCAGCGACUUCACUCCCCUCGGUAGCUACGAACAAGUGACACCUGUCAAACGGAUCGAGGACAUUUUCCUCACUGAUGAUGUGCUGGAGGACACUCUUUCGAAGAAAGGUCAAAACGCUGCAGCUGCAGAGGAACCCAUCACCCCUCAGUCGCUGGAAUCCUUCUCGGAGAUAAGUACGAACUCGCGAGCUGACGAGAGUCUUACCUACAGUGAAGAUUCGGACAUCACUCGAAUCUACGAGAUUGGCACCGGAGAAACGAAACUAAUUCCCGGUCACACGAAGACGUCUGCUGCUAGCAGCAAUGGCCAACAGGUGGUGGUCGACAAUGAGGUGGUCUCCGAGGAAAUUCUUGAGAUUAUUCCACAAAUCAGUGGUCACCUUCAGACUGAGGGCAUUGAAACCGUGCGGGAUCAACGUUCUCCGAGCCCUUCCAUCGAUCGGAGUCACCUCAUUAAACCACGCUACGUGAAAAUGAAACAACUUUCGCCGGAAACCAUCCGGUUUUUCUCACCGAAGAAAGCAUUCACACCCGGCGGUAGCAAUCUAACGAGUACCUCUCCUCUGUCCAAAUCAGUAACGGAUUUCAGUGACCUAUCCAAUCAGCAUUCCAACCAAUACCACUCCACGCUGCACAUUGAUUUUCCGGCCUCGCGCAGCAUGGCAUCCCACGAGUUUACCAUCGAGAAGGAGGUGAUGGAAGUUCUGCCCUCGGUUAAGGAACUUGCCAAGUGCUACAUCAAACCAGCAGUUUCAGAGGUACCAAAACCAAUCCUAAGGCCACGGGAUUUCAUUCGUCAAUCAUCGUCGGCAAUUAACGAGGAAAGUCAGUCGGAAUCGCCGCAAAACGGUGUGGACAACAGCCGACGCAUGUAUCAAAGCACCGGCAGUAUCAAUGCGGCCGAAGAGAUCCGCGAAAUUCGUCGACUAAACAUAGAAGUCUACAAUCAACCAAAUUUCAUCCCGAUGGCUCCGGGGCACAGCAUCACUGCUCGCAGUUUGUCCAAGCAGAUUCGAGAGGAGUUGAAAACAAAUGCUACUGAUGAUCACAAGGUGCACGGUGGCCACGCCAGCCCCGAACGACCCAGCAGUCCCGUUUUCGAACCUGGCCAUCUCCGUAGCAGUAUUCAGUUUUUUGAAAAUCUGAAAAACAAAUAGGUCACCACUCGUUGGAGAACAGCAACUAACUUCCGAAGUGCCAUUAUUAUUCCUUAUGAAAUGAUACCAAAUUUUACAGUUGUAAGAGGGUCCAGUCCGGUCCUAGGCGGCAGUAGCAAGCAAGUAUUUAUUUUUCAAUUCCAUUUUCACACCCCAAACAUCCCCGAAGGGGAGUUUGAACGUACCUACAAUCUGAGCUGUUAGGAGGUUAAGCCGCUUGCAAAGCAGUGUUUUCUAAUUUUUGUUUUGGUCAUAUUUCGUGCUUUUGUUCUUGAAGCAACACCAAAAAAAACUUUCUUUUCGUGAAGAAAAACAAAACACAAACGAUAAUUUACAUCCGAAACUCUAGUAACAAAAAACACUUAACCACGAUUCCUACUUAAUCGUAACAUAAAACAGGC
Molecule: messenger RNA, 5093 nt
Organism: Sabethes cyaneus
Lineage: Eukaryota; Metazoa; Arthropoda; Insecta; Diptera; Culicidae
Gene: M7BP
Exons: 19
Coding region: 1054-4692 (1212 amino acids)
Source: RefSeq, a predicted model, not a curated record